This is a messenger RNA of Penicillium cinerascens, 1272 nucleotides long. RefSeq names its product serine/threonine-protein phosphatase. Gene Ontology annotation, cellular component: cytosol. The transcript is spliced from 6 exons. The record is from RefSeq and is a predicted model, not a curated record. Gene Ontology annotation, molecular function: protein serine/threonine phosphatase activity. NCBI's taxonomy places the organism in Eukaryota, Fungi, Ascomycota, Eurotiomycetes, Eurotiales, Aspergillaceae. Bases 137 to 1126 code for a protein of 329 amino acids. Gene Ontology annotation, biological process: mitotic cell cycle; peptidyl-serine dephosphorylation.
CCGUCACCUCCUUUCUUUUUACUUCGUUUUAUCCUCGAUUUCCCUCGCAAUCUAGGUGCUCGUUUCGCACGAGACCGCCCCUCCCCUCCCAGCUGGCCCCUCCUCCCCCCUGUUCCAAUCGCCAGCUGUGCCCACCAUGGACAACAACAUGGAAAUCGAUACUGCACGGUCGCCCGAGCCGCACCACCUCUCGCCCACAAGCGACCCCGGCUCCAUACCCACCUUGGAUGGCUGGAUCGAGAGUUUGAUGACGUGCAAGCAAUUAGCGGAGGAGGAUGUGCGACGACUUUGCGAUCGGGCACGAGAGGUAUUGCAGGAGGAAUCGAAUGUUCAGCCAGUGAAAUGCCCGGUGACGGUUUGCGGUGAUAUACACGGCCAGUUUCACGAUCUAAUGGAGCUCUUCCGCAUCGGCGGUCCUAACCCUGAUACAAACUAUCUCUUCAUGGGUGAUUAUGUCGACCGAGGCUACUAUUCCGUCGAGACCGUGACCCUUCUGGUCUGCUUGAAGAUUCGUUACCCUCAGCGUAUUACCAUCCUUCGUGGCAACCACGAAUCCCGCCAGAUCACCCAGGUGUAUGGCUUCUACGACGAGUGCCUGCGCAAAUACGGCAACGCCAACGUGUGGAAAUAUUUCACCGACCUCUUCGACUACCUCCCCCUCACUGCUCUCAUUGAAAACCAGAUCUUCUGUCUGCAUGGUGGACUGAGCCCGUCCAUUGACACCCUCGACAACAUUCGAUCCCUGGACCGCAUCCAAGAAGUCCCGCACGAGGGACCCAUGUGUGAUCUCCUCUGGAGUGAUCCCGACGAUCGCUGCGGUUGGGGAAUUUCUCCUCGCGGUGCGGGAUACACAUUCGGUCAGGACAUUUCGGAGGCGUUCAACCACAACAACGGCUUGACUCUGGUUGCACGGGCGCAUCAACUGGUGAUGGAGGGAUAUAACUGGUCACAGGACCGCAACGUGGUGACGAUCUUCUCAGCGCCCAAUUACUGUUACCGCUGCGGCAACCAGGCCGCUAUUAUGGAGAUCGACGAGCAUUUGAAGUACACAUUUCUACAAUUUGAUCCUUGCCCCCGAGCGGGAGAACCCAUGGUAUCGAGGCGCACUCCCGACUACUUCCUGUGAUAGAUUUCAUCGUUGUCCUGCAGAAGGCUACUGGGCUAGCGAAGGAACGGGGCAUAAGAACGGGGCAUUUGUCCGCUUAAUUCUGUAUGGUUCGGUGCCUGGCCGUCUGUUGAUACCAAUCAUGAAAAUAAAAGACUUUGCGAGAC